AUGGCUUCCGAUGAAGAAGUCGAAGAUAAUUACGCGGGGGAAGAAGAAGUUGAUGAGAGCAAUGCUCAGGUAACGGCUGUCAACCCACCGCCCGAGGGUUCAUCUGAUGCUGAAGAUGCUCAAAGACCUGAGGAAGAUGACGAUUACGAACCAGAGGAACGUAAGAAAAAGAAAGGCAAAAAGAGGAAAGCUAGAGGUGACGAUAAAAAAGGAAAGAAAAAGAAGAAAAAGAAAAAAUCUGAUUCUGGAGAUGAAAGCGACUUUGGAGCAGAAGUUGCUGAAGGAGCUGGUGAAGAUAGUGACUAUGCGAGUAAUCGUAAAAGCAGAAAAUCAUCAUCAAGAAAAUCAUCUGGCCAUACACCAGCUGCACCUGUACAACAAGAACCAGCAACUGGAAUGCCGACGAUAGAAGAAGUUUGCAGUACAUUUGGUCUUACCGAUGUACAGAUUGAUUACACUGACGCUGAUUUCCAGAAUUUAACGACUUAUAAAUUGUUCCAACAACAUGUUCGACCUCUUCUUGCUAAAGAGAAUCCAAAGGUGCCAAUGUCCAAGUUGAUGAUGCUGGUAGCUGCCAAAUGGCGUGACUUUUCCGAACUAAAUCCUCAUACACAACCAGAUGCAGAAGUUUCAACGCAAAAUGUUGAAGAAGAAACCAGGAGUGUUAGGCCAAACCGUGGUGCUCCUACUCUAGAAGUAGAAGAAGAUGAAGAUGAUGAUUAUGACAGUGAUCGAAAGAAAAAAUCACGUGGUUCACGUGCUAAGAAAGGAAAAAAAGCGUCUAAAGUACCCACACUUAAAAUUAAGUUAGGCAAACGUAAACGUGGAAGCUCUGAUGAAGAAGCAGAAGGUAGCGCUGCAGGCUCUGACAGAGAUUCUGACGUAGAGUUUGAGCAAAUGUUAGCUGACGCUGAAGAAGUACCGGCUGCUGAGAAUAAUACAAAGGGCACUGAAGACGCGGCUGCAGAACCAACAGCUGAGCCUCCAACUGACCACCAGGAUUACUGUGAAGUGUGUCAACAAGGUGGUGAAAUAAUUCUCUGUGACACGUGUCCACGAGCUUAUCACUUGGUGUGUUUAGAGCCUGAGCUGGAAGAAACUCCUGAGGGCAAGUGGAGCUGUCCACACUGCGAAGGCGAAGGUAUUACAGGUGCCGCUGAAGAUGACGACGAGCACAUGGAAUUUUGUCGUGUAUGUAAAGAUGGCGGUGAAUUAUUAUGCUGCGACAGUUGUACGAGUGCUUAUCACACGCACUGUUUGAGCCCACCGUUAUCAGAAAUUCCUGAUGGUGAUUGGAAAUGUCCGCGAUGCUCUUGUCCACCGAUAAUGGCUAAAGUAUCAAAAAUUUUAACUUGGCGAUGGAAAGACCUUCCAGAUGCUCCAUCAGAAGAGCCUUCAACAAGUAAAGCUACUCCGAAAAAACGAAGAGUCCGUGAAUUUUUUGUUAAAUGGGCUGAUAUGUCUUACUGGCAUUGCGAUUGGAUAAGCGAAUUGCAACUUGACGUAUUUCAUCCACUUAUGUUCCGUAAUUACACGCGUAAGUAUGAUAUGGAUGAACCACCUAAACUAGAGGAGCCACUCGAUGAGCACGAUUCACGGGCAAUACGUAAUAAACGUGAUUGUACUGACAAUAAAGAGCACUAUAAUAUGGAAGACCGUUUCUUCAAGUACGGUAUCAGACCCGAGUGGAUGAUAAUUCAUCGUAUUAUCAAUCAUCGUACGGCAAGAGAUGGACGUGCCACGUAUUUAGUUAAAUGGCGUGACCUUGGUUACGAUCAAGCAACUUGGGAAGACGAGAAUGCUGAUAUCCCGGGCUUUAAACAAGCUAUCGAUUAUUACUCUGACUUACGUGCUGCUAAUUGCGCUGAUGGACACACCUCAAGAAAAGGCAAAAAAGGCAAAGGCAAAAAAUCUAAAACACGUGAAUUAAUUGAUGAUGAAGAACGUCAGCCGAAACGAUACACUCCACCGCCAGAUAAGCCUACAACUGAUUUAAAGAAAAAAUACGAACGUCAGCCUGAUUACUUGGAUUGUACUGGUAUGCAGCUUCAUCCUUAUCAAUUAGAAGGUCUCAAUUGGUUACGUUACUCUUGGGGUCAAGGUAUCGAUACUAUUCUUGCUGAUGAAAUGGGUCUCGGUAAAACUAUACAAACCAUUGUAUUCUUGUAUUCUCUUUACAAAGAAGGACAUUGCAAGGGACCAUUCCUUGUUUCCGUUCCACUUUCAACUAUUAUUAACUGGGAACGUGAAUUUGAAACUUGGGCGCCAGAUUUUUACUGCGUUACGUAUGUCGGUGAUAAAGACAGUCGUAUUGUUAUACGUGAAAAUGAAUUGUCAUUUGAAGAAGGUGCUGUACGAGGUAACCGAGCCACAAAAAUACGCUCAUCAUCUAUCAAAUUUAAUGUACUGCUGACAAGUUAUGAGCUUAUUUCUAUUGACUCAGCAUGCUUAGGAUCUAUUGAUUGGGCUGUAUUAGUAGUAGAUGAAGCUCAUCGUCUUAAAUCUAAUCAAUCUAAAUUCUUCAGACUGUUAGCGUCUUACAAUAUUGCUUACAAAUUAUUAUUAACUGGUACACCUUUACAAAAUAAUCUGGAAGAAUUGUUCCAUUUGUUGAAUUUCCUUUGUCGUGACAAAUUCAACGAUUUGUCAGCGUUCCAAAAUGAAUUUGCAGAUAUUUCAAAAGAAGAGCAAGUUAAAAAAUUACACGAAAUGCUUGGACCUCACAUGUUGCGUAGAUUGAAGGCUGAUGUAUUGAAAAAUAUGCCCAGUAAAUCUGAAUUUAUUGUACGUGUUGAGUUGUCACCAAUGCAGAAGAAAUAUUACAAGUAUAUAUUGACGAGAAAUUUCGAAGCUUUAAAUCCAAAAGGAGGUGGUCAGCAAGUAUCAUUAUUGAAUAUUAUGAUGGAUUUGAAGAAAUGCUGUAAUCACCCGUACUUAUUCCCCGCGGCGUCCCAAGAAGCACCCACUGGUCCUAAUGGUAACUAUGAGCCAAAUGCAUUGAUUAAAGCUGCUGGUAAAUUAGUUCUUUUAAGUAGAAUGUUAAAAAAAUUACGCGAUGAUGGACAUCGUGUUCUUAUAUUCUCUCAAAUGACUAAAAUGUUGGAUAUAUUGGAGGAUUACUUAGAAGGAGAAGGUUAUAAAUAUGAAAGAAUAGAUGGUAAUAUAACGGGUACACAACGACAAGAGGCUAUUGACAGAUUUAAUGCCCCAGGUGCUCAACAAUUUGUCUUUUUAUUGUCAACACGUGCCGGUGGUCUUGGUAUUAAUUUAGCAACAGCUGACACUGUGAUAAUAUACGAUUCUGACUGGAAUCCACAUAACGAUAUCCAAGCAUUCAGUAGAGCGCACAGAAUUGGUCAAGCUAAUAAAGUUAUGAUAUAUCGAUUUGUAACUCGUAACUCUGUUGAAGAACGUGUUACCCAAGUUGCCAAACGUAAGAUGAUGCUUACACAUUUAGUCGUGAGACCUGGUAUGGGUGGUAAAGGUUCUAAUUUCAGUAAACAAGAAUUAGAUGAUAUAUUGCGUUUUGGUACUGAAGAAUUAUUUAAAGAAGAAGAGGGUAAAGAGGAUGAAGCUAUUCACUAUGACGAAAAAGCUGUUGCCGAAUUGCUCGAUCGUAGUAAAGAGGGAAUUGAGCAAAAAGAAAAUUGGGCAAACGAGUACUUAAGUUCAUUUAAAGUUGCCUCUUACGUCACGAAGGAAGGUGAAACUGAAGAGGAAGCUGACACUGAAAUUAUCAAACAGGAAGCUGAGAACACUGAUCCGGCAUACUGGAUUAAGUUACUCAGGCAUCAUUAUGAACAACAGCAAGAAGACAUGGCGAGAACUCUUGGUAAGGGUAAACGUGUUAGGAAACAAGUUAAUUACAACGACGGUGGUGUGACGGGUGACCAGGGAGCUCGGGAUGAUCAGCCUUGGCAAGAUAACUUGUCAGAUUACAACAGCGAUUUUAGUGCUCCUAGUGAUGAUGACAAGGAGGACGAUGACUUUGAUGAAAAGGGUGAUGGUGACUUGUUGUCUCGUCGUAGUAGACGUCGUUUGGAGCGACGUGAUGAGAGAGACAGGCCAUUGCCGCCUUUACUUGCACGUGUUAAUGGAAAUAUUGAGAUGCCUUCAAUUCGCAAUGUUAGGACUGCUUUAAUCUGUAGGUUGGUGCGAGACCUACGGGGGAAAUCGGAAAAGAACUUCAAGGCCUACGUAUCACUCUUCAUGCGUCAUCUCUGUGAACCAGGUGCCGACAACGCGGAAACAUUCGCCGAUGGUGUCCCACGGGAGGGAUUGAGUCGUCAGCAUGUACUCACCAGAAUAGGUGUUAUGUCAUUGAUUCGUAAGAAAGUACAGGAGUUUGAGCAUAUAAACGGUUAUUAUUCGAUGCCGGAGAUGAUCCGCAAACCAGUUGAGCCAGUUAAAUCAGAACCAAACGCUACUGCUGCAACUACCACCACGGUAGCUACAACGGCAGCAACUACUACAACGUCGACAAUUGCAACUACCAUCACAACAGUCGCUACUCCCGAAACAUCAGGUACAACAACUGCAGCCAACAGCAGCAGCGCAACUCCGGCUACGUCUAAUGCACCAAGUCCAACUUCUACGGCAACGUCAACGUCGACAGCAACAACUCCAGUGAUGACGGCUACCGUAAACUCAGCAGCUACAAGUGCUGAUGUUAAACCAGCAGACGCUGCUGAAGUUAAAGAAGCUAAGGAUGAGGUUAAGGAAAAAGAUCCAGAGGAUAAGAAUGAUAUUAAGGAUUCUAAAGAAACAACAGAAGUGACGAAUGAUAAGGAGAAUAAUGAUAAAGAUGAUGAUGUCAAGAAGGAAAAAGAAGUUGAAGAAUCCCCAGAUAAAGAAAAAGAAAAAAUUGAAAUUAAGGUUGAGAAAGAUCUAAUAAUUAAGUCUGAAGAAAAGACCACAAGUGUACAAAAAAUCAACGCUGACGCUGAUGAGGAUGUUGUAAUUGUCAAAGAUGACGAUGAGGAGGACAAGAAAGAUGAUAAAAGUGGCAUUAAAGAUAAAGAUACUAAAGACAGUGAGCCAGAAGUAAAACCUAAACGUAAAUUUAUGUUCAAUAUUGCUGAUGGUGGUUUUACUGAAUUACACACUCUGUGGUUGAAUGAAGAAAAAGCCGCGGUACCUGGUCGUGAAUAUGAAAUCUGGCACCGACGACACGACUACUGGCUUCUGGCUGGUAUUGUCACUCAUGGGUACGGUCGCUGGCAAGACAUCCAGAAUGACAUUAGAUUUGCUAUCAUCAAUGAGCCUUUCAAGAUGGACGUUGGCAAGGGUAAUUUCUUGGAAAUAAAAAAUAAAUUCCUCGCACGGCGUUUCAAGCUCCUUGAGCAGGCUCUGGUUAUUGAAGAACAAUUGAGAAGAGCUGCGUAUCUGAACUUGACUCAGGAUCCAAAUCAUCCAGCGAUGAGCUUGAACGCGAGAUUCGCUGAAGUCGAGUGUCUCGCAGAGUCACACCAGCAUUUGAGUAAGGAGAGCUUAGCUGGAAAUAAACCUGCUAAUGCAGUAUUGCACAAAGUUCUUAAUCAAUUGGAAGAACUGUUGUCAGAUAUGAAAUCUGAUGUUAGCCGUUUACCGGCUACUCUUGCACGUAUACCACCAGUUGCCCAACGGCUUCAAAUGUCCGAACGCUCAAUUCUCAGUCGAUUGGCUGCUACAGCUCCUGGCGCGGCUAAUAAUCAAACUGGGCAAGCUGCAUUAUUAGCUCAACAAUUUCCAGCAGGAUUCUCCGGUGGGCAAUUACAAGCUACUUUUGCCGGAGCCGCUAACUUUGGUAACUUCAGGCCACAAUACUCUGUACCGGGACAACCACCACAAGGUUUUACAGGUAAAUAA
Messenger RNA from Cotesia congregata, 5847 nucleotides. The record is from the annotation of a GenBank genome assembly. Lineage: Eukaryota; Metazoa; Arthropoda; Insecta; Hymenoptera; Braconidae.